Molecule: messenger RNA, 3563 nt
Organism: Pieris napi
Lineage: Eukaryota; Metazoa; Arthropoda; Insecta; Lepidoptera; Pieridae
Gene: mal
Product: molybdenum cofactor sulfurase
Exons: 7
Coding region: 268-2727 (819 amino acids)
Biological process (GO): Mo-molybdopterin cofactor biosynthetic process
Molecular function (GO): pyridoxal phosphate binding; molybdenum ion binding; molybdenum cofactor sulfurtransferase activity
Source: RefSeq, a predicted model, not a curated record
AAAUACAAUAUACAUAAUUAGUACUUACAUACAGUCCAAAUGUUAUUACAAUAUUAAGAAGUACAUAUAUAAAAAAUAUUAAGCAAUAAAUAGGAACCGACUAGUUACGACUUACGAGAUUAAAUAUAUGAUCUAAUAGUGUAUCAUGUAUGAUAAUGUAAUAGUUCAAAUUAAAAGAGGCAGCUAUAUACUUGUGUUCUUAACCAUUCUCAGUAAGGAAAACAGUUACAGAAUUCAAUAAAUUUCUAACUAAAUGUAUCAAGAAUCAUGAUUUCGCUCAGCAAAGUCCUGAAUUAUGACCAAAUGGUAGAUAUUUCUAAAGAAUUUUGCAGAUUAAGAGAAAGAUGCUAUUUAGAAAAUGCUGGGGCUGCAUUAUAUCCAGCUUCACUUCUUCAGAAAAUUAAUGAAGAUUUUACUAAUAAUGUAUAUAUGAAUCCACAUUCAGAUAAAUAUACCAAAGACUGUAUUGAACAAAUAAGAUGUUUAAUACUAAAACACUUUAAUACUGAUCCAUCCAAUUACACUGUGAUAUUUACAUCAGGUACAACACAGUCACUAAAACUAGUUAUAGAGUCAUUUCAAUUCUCAAGUGAGGAAGUCGAAUUGAAUCAAGGUUCCUUUGUGUACUUAAGAGAUAACCAUACAUCUGUUAUUGGUUUAAGAGAAAUAGCUAAAGAAAAAAAUGUUAAUGUUGUACACAUUUCUCAAGAGGAGUUUUUAAAAUCUAUUAAGAAUUCUGUAACUUCUUUGAAUGCAUCAAGUGACAGAAAAGGCAACUCCCUUCUUGCAUAUCCGGCUCAAAAUAAUUUUAAUGGGUACAAAUAUCCCUUAGAUUGCAUAGAUAGAAUUAAAAAUGGAUGUCUUAAUAGUUACCUAAAAAAACAAUUAUGUGGAACAAGCUCCAACUGGCAUAUUCUAAUUGAUGCAGCUUCAUAUGUUUCUACCAAUAAACUAGAUCUAUCAAAGACACAACCUGAUUUUGUAUGUCUAUCAUUCUAUAAAAUUUUUGGAUAUCCAACUGGACUGGGAGCCCUUAUAGUUAAAAAUAAAAGUAUACCAGUUUUAAGUGAGAAGAAAUACUUUGGUGGUGGUACAGUGGAUAUUGUUUUAAGUAGUGAAGACUUCCACAUAAAGAGAGAAACAAUAUGUGAAAGGUAUGAAGAUGGAACAGUUUCUUUCUUAUCUAUUCUUGCUUUAAAGCACUGCUUUGACACAUUAUAUUCCUUAAUACCAAAAAUUGUAAAUAAUGAUGUUAUGGAGACUAUUUCCCAUCACACAUUUUAUUUAGCUCAAGACUUCUAUAAUCAACUGAAGAAAUUAACACAUGAAAAUGGAAAUAAAGCUGGACAUUUGUAUAUGGAUUCAGAUUUUACUGAUAUUUCUAAGCAAGGAUCCAUUGUCACAUUCAAUUUAAAGAGAAAGAAUGGAGUAUUUGUUGGAUAUGCUGAGUUUCAGCACAUGGCCGACUUAUUUAACAUCAGCGUGAGAACAGGAUGCUUUUGCAAUUCAGGCACUUGUCAAAGGCAUUUAAAUGUCAGUAAUAAAAGUAUGAAGGCUAUGUAUAAUGCUGGGCAUAAAUGUGGAGAUGAUAUUGAUUUACUUAAAGGAAAGCCUACUGGAGCUAUAAGAGUCUCAUUUGGAUAUUAUAACACAUUUCGAGAUGUUGAUAAAUUAAUUUAUAUGAUAUGUAAAUGCUUUGUUAAUAUUCAAAUUGAAAAACCUAUAAGAACUUUGAAUAUUUAUAAAAACAGUCGAACACCGAUAAUAGAAAAGCAGCAUGAAAAUUGUAAAUUGAAUGAGGAAUCUGAUUCAACUAGUAAUUCUAUAUCUUAUACAGAAGUAUCAGAUAUUACUUUAAUGGAAAUUGCGAUAUUUCCAAUAAAAUCUUGUGGUGCAUUUAAAAUUAAUAGACACUGGAAAAUCGGACCUAAGGGAUUUCAAUUUGAUAGAGAAUGGAUGGUUGUUAAGGAUAAUGGUGUUUGCCUAACACAGAAGCAAUGCCCACAAAUGUGUACAGUUUGCCCUGAAAUCAACUUGGAAAGGCAAUGUAUGAUGUUACAUUGUCAAGGUAUGCCUUCAAUAUCAAUACCAUUAGAGCAAAUCUCAAAUGAGUACAAAGAAUCAUCACUUUGUCAUAGUAAAGUUUGCUCUGAUAUUAUAAAGGGCACCGAUUGCGGCGACGCUGUAGCAGACUGGAUUUCGAAUGCUCUAGGAAUAUCAUUUCUGAGAUUAAUAAGACAGUCAAGUAACGACACUCGAUCACAAAAGAAAAAAAAUGAUGGUAGUAAUAAACUAUUAUCAUUGAGUAACCAAGCCCAAUUUCUACUAGUAAAUAAAGCUACAGUAAAAUGGUUGAGAAAUAAAAUAGAUGAUCCCUUGUUUAUGGACGACAUAGAUUCGUUAACUGAUCGCUUCAGAGGUAACUUGAUAAUAGAUAUGGGACAAGAGCUAGCAGAAAAGGAGUGGCAGAAAGUUAUUAUAGGAGAUCACUUGUUUAACAUUGAUGGCCAGUGUCCACGCUGUCAGAUGGUUUGCAUUGAUCAAAAAACAGGACAGAAGACAGUUGAGCCCCUCAGAACAAUUUCUGAACAAUUUGCUGGAAAACUACGCUUUGGAAUUUAUUUGAGCUAUGCUGGCGCAGUUAACGGAUCAAAAUCUUCAAUUUUGAAACGAUAUGCACAAGUAGUACCAAUAUACAAUGAUGUUAGUGACAAUACUAGUAGGUAGGGUUAAAAAGUUUUAGAUUUUUUAUUCAAAUCUACUAACAGUGAAAUAUUGUCAAGGUUUUGAGCUUAUAGUAUAUGUUGCACCCUUUUUCUCUCGGCAACUAUUAACAUUUAAUCUUUAAGGAUGGAGGCUAUGAUAGUUCAGUUUUCCCAAAUAUUUCAAGAUUGUUAGGUGAAAUUUACCUUUUUUAUAAUUUUAAUUGCUAAUCAAUCGAAUUUAAUAAAAAAAUUAUUAGAAUUGUUAAGUUAAUGUUAAAAUUAAGUAUGUAUAAUCUUAUGUAAUACCUUUCUAUACAUUGUCAAUUUGAAAGAAGUUACCUCUAUUUAGUAUAACAAAUCUAUUUCAGCUAAACGAAUUUAAGUAUGUAAGUUUGCAUUGACAUAUUAAGAAAAGUAAGAGAUGUACCAUACUAAUUGUUGUUUAACAUACAGUUGUUCUGUAAUUUAUAUUUUGAUAGCAAUGUCUUUAAUAUCUACUAUUUUUUAUAAUUUAUAUUUGCUCUGUUAGUUAUAGAUGAUGGUUGUUAAUUGUUUUGUCUUGCCAUUAUUAUUUUAUAUUAUAUUGAAGUAAACUGUGAUUUAACUAUUUACAUAACAUAUACACUUUAUAUAAAUUUUAAUAUAUAUGAAAGAUGUGAUGUAGAUGAAUAUAGAAUUCUAGGAUAAUAGGUCUGAAGUAACUAAUAUUAAACAUAAUUAGAAAGUAAUCUCUUCACUAUAAAGCAUAAUCUAUAAAGUUACAUAUAUAGCUACUUGUUAUGUUUCUUUUGAUGUCUUGAUAGACGGUUUUUAAAAUUAAUAACAAAUAUAUAUUACACAUAUAUUUCAGUAUUUACA